UUGAUUUAGUUGUCAAAGUCUAGUCCCUCAGCAUACUAACUUUCCCCACAUUGAGCACACAAAAGAACCCUAGCGAAGUUGAAAGUUUACUUGUUACAAUUGCUCCAAAAUGUUGGAAAUGAUCAAUGAAACCAUACCCGAGGUGGACAUGCUCAAGGUGUCCAAAAAUGCAGAGGUGCAGCGACGUGCCAUUUUGGGCUUUGCUCCCCGCAUCGGAUUGACCAUCGUGGAUUAUGGGGAUCUCGACAGGAUCGACACUUUCUAUCUGGAGUCCCAGAAGUACCGUGACUACUACCGUGAUCCCCACAACAAGCUGCACAAGCCGCUGCGAUUUAGCCUCCACCAAGGAAAGUGUGCCAUUAAGCUGGACACUAGCGUUGAGCAGCUGACCCGUCCGAUCAUAUGGACCACGGAGCGGCAGCCACUGGUCUAUCCCCUGUCGGGCGACACUGCCAUGCAUCUGGGCAUGUCAUCCCGCCCAUGA
Molecule: messenger RNA, 484 nt
Organism: Drosophila serrata
Lineage: Eukaryota; Metazoa; Arthropoda; Insecta; Diptera; Drosophilidae
Source: RefSeq, a predicted model, not a curated record